AUGGCACAUUUACAAUAUAUGCCGGGUGACCCUCGUUUAGUCGAUCAAUUAGUUUAUGAAUUAAAAUCCAAAGGAAUUUUUGAUCAGUUUCGUAAAGAUUGCAUAGCAGAUGUUGACACAAGACCUGCUUAUCAAAACCUCCGGCAAAGGGUAGAAAAUUCAGUUUCAACAUUUCUAUCAAGACAAACAUGGCAGCCAGACUUAAAUAAGAAUCAGUUAAGAGAAAAGCUCAGGAAGCAUAUUUUAGAUGGCAAUUACUUAGAGCAAGGCGUAGAAAGAAUAGUAGACCAAGUGGUUAAUCCAAAAGUGGCAUCUGUCUUUAUACCUAAAGUUGAAGAUUUAGUAUACAAUUACUUGGGAAUUGCUAGAAAAAAAUCAGUUACCGCAGACACUUCAAAUGGCAAAGUUGAUGAUUUAUUGCCAACUGAUCUUGAAGCAGUAAGCCCAGGAUCUGUUAAGAGUAAUGAUGACAAAAAUGAUGAAAUGGAAAUUGACAAUAUUCAAGAAGAAAGCAAAAUGGACAUUGAUGAAGAAAAAUCUAAAAGUGAAAUUAAAGAAGAUACUACAGAAUAUAAUAAAGAAGAAAAAACUGAAGAUAUCCAACUUCCUAACAGCAAUUCAAAUUCUGAUGAUAAAAGUAAUAUACCUUUACCCUCCGAGGAGAUAAAGCCCGAAAAUAUUCCUUCACCUGACAACAGUCCACCCAAAGUUGAAUUAGAGAAAAUUGAAUUACCCAAGGAACUAAUAAUAUCCACAGAUAUACCAUUACCAGAAGAUAUUAAUAAGGAAGAGAACGAUAAAUUCUUCAAACCUAUAAACAGUGACGAUGACGACUCAAGCUCUGAUUCUUCACUUAGGAGAAAUAUGUCUCCUCUAACGCCAAUAAGAAAUUUCAAUAAUGAAAAUUCAUGUGACGCUCAACAAGGUUUCGAAAAUGAUGUAGAACGUAAAGAGGACGACGAAAAAGAGCCAAGUUCAUUCAAAUUUGCAAUUGAUGCUAAAUCCGAAAAUAAUACAGAAGUUGUCAAAGAAGAGAAAAAAGAAACAGAAGCUAAUCUAUCUUAUCAAUUUAAUAAUCAAGUUAAUAUAAACAACUUCAACACUCCUCUCUAUGAAGAUAGUUCUAAUAGCAACAACUUGCAAAUUGAUUACGAAAGCGAUGCAAAUAGUAAAGUCGUUGCUGACGCUAAAGUGACGGAAAGUGAGUCAAAUCAGAAUUCAGAAGAAUUUAAAAAAGAACGAAAGCCAGAAGAGAAGAAGAGUAAUCACAAAAGCUCACACCGUUCUAGAGAUUCUCACAAGCAUUCAAGCAGUAAAGAUAAAAGGUCAGAUUCGAAGCAGUCAAGUUCUAGAGACAGUAAACACGACAAAAGUAGAUCUUCGAAAGAUGAAAGCAAAUCUAAAUCGAGUGAUAAAGACAGAUCUAGAGAUAGAAGUGAUAAAAAAGAUAGUAGAGAUUCAUCGCGCCAUAGAAGUUCUCAUAAAUCAAGUCACAAAGAUUCAAAAUCACACAGAAGCUCUAGUUCAAGUCACAGACAUUCAAGCAAACAUUCAGAUGAAAAGAAAUCAUCAUCGUCCUCAAGUCAAAAAGAUAAAGAUAAAUCCGAUAAGAGUAUGGAUAAACCGAAAGAUUCCAAGUCAACUUCGCAUCGGUCAGACAAAGAUAGAAAAAGUAGCAGCAGUAGUAGCAAAAGUGACAAAAAUAGCAAACACAAAAAUGAUGGUAAAGAUAAAAAUAAAAAGACUAAAAAAGAAACAGAUGAUCAUUACAGCCUGUCCGGUAGAAACAAUCCUAAUAGGCGUUCUACCGACAGAGAUUCGAAUGAUGGUAGUUCUUCUUCGAAAGGUUCAAAUCAUCCAUCAAGUUCUAAGUCUUCAGUGAGUAAAAAAGAAAGUAAAAGCAGUUCCAAAUCUGAAAGUACGUCAACUAGCGGUGACUCGACCAGUCCCAGUGAUAAAGAAAACAUAGUCCAGGAUCAUGGUACCAAAGCCAAUGAUACUCAGAAUAAACCAGUUAGAAUCGAAAGUCAUUUAGAACUGCCCGUAGCAUCUCCCCCGAGGUUACCAUUCGUUCCAGACGUCACGAUAAAGAAACCUAAAUUCGCAGCGAAUUUGGAAGAGGCGAAGCGUCUGAUGAAAAUGCGAAAGUUUUUAGACGAAGAACAAAAGAGAAUGAAUCAAGAAGCAGUAUUGCUAUUAGAAUUUCAAGCUAAUGUGCGACCAAGUUUAAGUCAAGUUUAUUCUAAUAUAUCAGGGCCAGAGCUAGAAUUUGCUUGUGUAACAAAUACUGGGCAAGAUCAAGAGUUAAUGGUACAUAAUAAUGAUAAUAUUUCAAACCGAGAAUAUGUUCAAGAAACGCAUUAUACAAAUAAUCAGCUUUUAAAUGUCUUAAACGACGCUACAAUAGAAGUAGAAAGAAAUCAUCAACAAAUGACUCAAAAAGAACCUGAUAAAAUAUCAAAUAUAAAUGAAAUAGACAAUGAAAAUGAUGAAAGUUUUAAUGCUAUUGAGAACAAUAAAAUUCAAGCCAAUAUAGAUACUGCUAAAGAAACUGAAAAUAUACACGAAAAUAACAAUGACGUUAAAAAUUCUAAUGAACGUAUUGAAAUAAAAACUGAAUUUGAAAUUACCAUCGUCGCUGAGGAACUGUCUGAAAAUGAAGAACCACUUAACGACAAUGUCAAAUCCAAAAUAAAGUUAGAUGAUAAGAAAAACAAGUCUAACAAGACAGAAUAUUAUAUAAAUGGAGAAGUUAAAAUGCAUUAUUUUGCAGAACACGAAAAAUAUAACGCGGAAAUAGAAACAGCUAAGUUUAAUAACUUUCUAAAAGAAUAUACGAAAACACCAAGCAAAUUGUAUCUUAUAAAUUGCGAUUCUUAUGUAGAAAAUUUAAUACGCAAUGAAUCAAAAAAGAUCGGCAACUUUGAAAUUGUGAGUUAUCAGAAGAAUGGCCAUUUGAAACUGCCAAAAAUUAAAAAUGUCAUUAAAAAUGUUAAUAUUUCAACAGAAAUAUCUCUACCCAUAGACAAUGAUUAUGACGAAAGUCUAAAAUCUAGUAUUUUCACUCCAGAUAAAUCUGAAUGUUCAUUUGAAUUAAGCGAUUAUGACGCAAAAUUAGAAGAAAUGGUCAAUAAAACAUCCAGACAAGAAAUUAUGGAAAUUAUACUUGGCAAUGCUAAUACAUCGCCAAGUAAAAUGCCAACAAUCGAUUAUUUCACAGACUCCAAAAUCGAUAACGAUAUUGAUAACAAUUUAAAAAGAAAAAUGAAUGAUGAAAGUAAUAAUAUUUUAAAUAAUAAUAGACAUGUUUUGACUCCUAAUAAGAUUAGAAAAUUAAGCACAGAACAGAUAACUUCUACGACUCAAGAAAAUGAAGAAAUACCUAAUAAAUUGAAUAAUACUAGAUCGAAGUAUUUGGGAAAAGCUAAAAGGGUUGGACUUCCCAGACCAAAACGAACUGUUCUACCAAACAGUCCAUCCAGUGAUAAAUCAGUGGAAAACUACGAACAAAAUACAGCGCAAACACCCAACGGCAAAAUCAAACGCAGCAAAAUACAGAGAUAUGAUACAUCUGAUCUCUAUAAACCAAAAUUGCACUUUCUGUCACGAAGAAAUCCUGUCACU
Molecule: messenger RNA, 3624 nt
Organism: Brenthis ino (lesser marbled fritillary)
Lineage: Eukaryota; Metazoa; Arthropoda; Insecta; Lepidoptera; Nymphalidae
Source: the annotation of a GenBank genome assembly